Molecule: messenger RNA, 5477 nt
Organism: Osmia lignaria (orchard mason bee)
Lineage: Eukaryota; Metazoa; Arthropoda; Insecta; Hymenoptera; Megachilidae
Gene: Trhn
Product: tryptophan hydroxylase
Biological process (GO): aromatic amino acid metabolic process; serotonin biosynthetic process
Cellular component (GO): neuron projection
Molecular function (GO): tryptophan 5-monooxygenase activity; iron ion binding
Source: RefSeq, a predicted model, not a curated record
GUUGAGGACGACGUAGCGCGACGACGAUCGCUUCGACGCCGCUCGCAACGCCCUAUUGAUUCCUGCGUCGUGAGCGUCGCGCACACCCCCGCGUGCACCACACGAUUUUCCAUCCACGCCGCCAGGAAAUCGAACGAGAGAAGCCAAAACGUUGCUCGACUCGAGCCGAGUCACGGUUUCCUCGAUUUAACCCCAGAAAAGAUCGAAGAUUUUUCUCUAUUUCGAAGAAUCUCCCGGGCUAAUUUCACCCAAUAUAUGAUCUUGUUAUUUACUUUAGAAAUUUUUUAGAAUUUUGUGUGUCACUUCCGUGUCAUCCCUAUUUGGGUGAUAUUUGAAUUUUUUUUUUUAAAUCCAUAUGAUUGGGAAUUUUUUGACUUAUCUAAUUAAAAAUACAAAUAUUAGAUAUUUGGAAUUAUGAGUGAUAGGGGAGGUUGGGCAGAAAAAAAAUACUACUGAGAGGGUGAAUUUUUUUAACUUACAAAACGUAUACAAGGAUAUUACCCUAGAGUUAAAUAUACAAUUUUUAUAUGAAAGAGUUUUAUAUAUUAAAAGAAUCAUUUUUAAGGGAGCAGUGUGAAAUUUAGAAAAAGAAAAUAAUUAAAUUAUAAUUAAGACUCUCUAUGGCCCACCGUCCGAGGGUUAAUAGUAUUUAGGGAAAAAGUUUUUUUUAACUAGUACAGAAAUGCUUCGGAGGGUGUUGGCAAAAUUGGAAACAUUCAUUUUUAAUGAAGAUGGUUUAUUCACGGAAGAGGGAUGUGGAGUGUUUCGAAAUUAAACUAAAUAUUUCCGUAUCACUUUCUAUUUAUUAUAAGCUUGAUAUUAGAGUAGCUUAUGAAGUAAUAUUCAAUAAUCAAAUUUUUGUUUAUUUUAGAUUUUUAUUUUAUCAAAUAUUUCAGCUUUUCAAAUCACAUAAGUAUUCGAUGGUUCAGAGUUGCAGAGCACUCUCCUAAAGUUUCAUGAUCUAUUUUCAAAUCACCCUGUAUAUUUUUAAAAGAAUAUUAAUUUCUUUCCCGAAUGAUGCUCGUGCCUCGUGUAUCGAAAAUAUAUUUUACGAUGCAAGCAGGAAACCAGUUAACGAUAAUAGGACGUUCAGUGUAAAAGGGUAGUCGAUACAGACGACUUGGGAGGAGUAAUUAAUGUCGAUUAAUCAAGUUAAGGAAGUUACCAGCUUGAAAGUUUGAAGAGGCACAGUUUAUAAUCUAUCGUACAAUAUCCUAUUUCUUCUUCAUAAUUUUAAAUUGGAUCAAUAAUUAUAAUAUAUUCAACUUUCAAUGUUAUAUUCGAAACAUUCGUUUGAGUGGUUUGUGUUGAAUUUAAGCCGAGAUUAAAUUGCAUUUAUACGUUAAAUUUCUUCGAUUAUUACUUGACAGUAGUCAGAAUUAAGUUUCAGGUUUCUUAUUUUAAAUUAACAGUGUUCACCUUUUUAGGAAAAUAGUAGGCCAUGUAUAGUUCCAUUCUUCUAUGUAUAGAUAUCAUUAUAAAUAUCCAAUUAAAUGGAACUUUUAAUUUCUUUUCUCGAAGAAUCUCAAUACAGAGCGGCCACUUCAAACGAUUUCAUCGAUUAGAGAAAAAUAGUUGAGAUGGCCAGUCGUUUGCAAACAGGGAGAUCCUCUUGGACCUCCCUCUCAGCACGAAUAAACGGCGCUGAUUCAGGAAAAGAAUCGAAGACGACGAAUGGAGAAAGAAACAUUUCUACGCACUGAAUAAAACAGGAAUGUAAUUAUUAUUUUUUUUAAUUACGGUUUUUUGUCACAUCAACUACAAGGUUAUUAGCGACAUCAAGGAGUAGGUAAAGCUUACAUUAUCUGUUCUAUCAGUUUGGUAUCUUUUAUAAAUUUAAGUUGUCCUUGAGUGAAGAUUCUAGUUUAUGUUCGUUGCGGAGGAAAUCAUAUUUAGUGGAGGAUUAAAUGAUCUAUGGAUAUUGCAGAGUCACACUCUUCACAUUGGGGAGCUGGAGUUUUGAUAAUCUGUAAGAGUGAGUAAUUCUAGAAUGGCCAAUUUUAAUUCUUGAGAUGGCCACUUAUUCUCUUCUGAGUAAUUGUUAGUUGAAAAUUGGUAUAAAAACAUUCCACUCAGAAAUGAACUAUAAUAUCUCAAAUGACUACAACCCUCGGAUGAUAGAGCUGAACAGUGCUAAUUAAAAUUUAAAUUCAAUCAGUAAUUUGUUUCAUCGUAUUAUCCUUCUAAUAUAUAGAAAUCUUUCAUUCGGAAAUUUGAGGGUGGAAUCAUUCACAAAAGCUUUCUUCACUCUAUGAACGAAUACUAAAUUCUAUAUCUUUCAUCUUGAUCUGAAAGUUAUUCAAAGUACAAUGGAACAUUCAAUUUUGAGCUUAAAGGGUCAAAGAAGAUAUCUCAUUUUGUGGGUUCUCUACAAAUGAAACUCUAGAUCUUGAAAUGCGGGUGGUUGCAGAUAUUAACAGACGUUAUCGCUUAUAAAAAUAUUUAUAAGGGCUGUUGUAUCUCUAGAAAUAAAUGUCAUUAAGAAAAAUUAAAUGGUGUCAAAGAGAGCAUCAGCUGAUGCACCUGUUGGUUCCAAAAGUGGGGGCGUUUCAAAAAUUUCAAAGAUUUCAAGGUCACCGUCACUUUUUUAAAUAUUAUUAUAUACUUUGUUAUAUAACAAAGAGGGUUAAAAACAUCUCAAAAGACUCAUCGUCAAAAACGAUUUAAUGGCUGACAAACAUGACGAUAAACGAAAGAUCCAUUUCGCAGAUCGAACGAUACUUUCAAUUCUCUUAAUGCCACAAGGAAUGCUCGGUAUAAUUUAGCGAGGGUAAAGCUGGAUGGUAGCUGAUAGCGGUAAGUGAUGGACAUUGGUAAUGUGCUGCAUCUGCUUUGCCAAGAAUCGAGAAGUAGCUUCUCCUCGAGCUUUUAUUAAACACCACCCUUUGUUCCGAGGAAAGAAAUACAAAGGGAGAACGAUUGUCUCGUUGAAAAAAAAAAAUUCAAUUCUCUAAAGAAGACUGCACUUUUCGGAAACACUUCCUCGUCCAAAGACGCGUUUGACAUUUACCGAGACACUGUUUGAUUUCCUUUGAUUUUACAAGCGUGAAAAGAAAAAUAUUAGAAGUUGGAAAGAAUGUAAAUUUUCAAUAAUGUUCUUAAUUAAAAAUAUCAAAACAUCAAUAUCAUUGUACCUUGGUCAGCUUAAUUAAUAUUUGAAAAUUUAUAUCAUUAUCAAGUUUUUAAAUGGCCUCAGGGAACCAUUUAUGGAAGUAAAUUUGAAAAUACAAAAUUCGCUAAAAUGAAAGUGUUAGAAAAAAAAAAAAGGAAACAACUAAGACAACGCAGGAAUGCGUGUCUUUUUCCUGGUCAACCAAUUUCACUUGGCCCAGAAACCUACAGGGAGAACGUCCCUGAUCCAUGUGCGAAUCGAAGGAAGGAACUGGUGACUAGGAAAAAAAAAAAAAGCCUCUUUCAUGGGAUCUUGCAAUCUCUUCUCUCGUACAUCGUCUUCGACUCUUGCACCUCCCACGUUUUGUAGGUUCCAGUGACGUCACGAAGAAUAUACAUUCAGCAAGCGGCGCACAGUUACAGUUAAAUGGGGUGAGCCAACACUCCUCUUCAACCCCAUGAAAAGUCUUAUCCGACCAAUGGGGAAACCUCGUACUACUGUGCGUCGACCAAUCGCGAACAGAUUGUCAUUGAGAAGAAUCCGUACGCGGAGGGGACCGAGGUCUUAAGAAGAGCCGGACAGCACCGGUACCGGGACACUGUUGCUCGUGAUCCUUGAAGUAUUUCCAGCCGUUAUCCUGAAAAAAUUAUUGCAGGAAUUAUAAAAUUAAUAUAGUGUCAAAUCGAAAAUAAUUAUCGAGAUCAUCAUGAGUGGAUCGGGGAAAGGUCUCCUCGGGGUGUGGCUGUACAAAAGGGGUGAACAUUGGGCCAUCAAGGAAGGAAGUCCCAUUCACAAAUCAAGCGACAUCCCCAUGGUCGAACGGCAACCGAACAAAGAUAGCAAAAAUUCCGUGGUUUUUUCAUUAAAAAAUCAAGUCGGUGGUUUGGCAAGGGCACUGCAAGUGUUUCAGGAUCUGGGCGUAAACGUGGUUCAUAUCGAAUCGCGAAGAUCAAUGCGUCGCGGUUCCGAAUUCGAGAUUCUCGUUGAUGUAGAAUGCGAUUCCAAAAGGAUGGAACAAUUGACGAGAAUGUUGAGUCGCGAAGUCGCUGCUAUUAAUUUGGCACAGUACGAACAAACGGGAAAUAUUCCUCAUGGUCCAAUGCUUUCCGCCGCUGCAAGCUUCGAUUUCAGUGAAGUAGAUAUGCCAUGGUUCCCACGAAAAAUAUCGGAUCUCGAUCAAGCCCAAAAAGUGCUCAUGUAUGGAUCUGAAUUAGACGCAGAUCAUCCUGGCUUCAAAGAUCCCAUUUAUCGCAAACGCCGUGUACAAUUCGCCGAUAUUGCGAACAAUUAUAAAUAUGGUCAACCGAUUCCUCGUGUUCAGUAUACUUCAGAAGAAAUCAGAACAUGGGGAACUGUUUUCCGUGAAUUACAUCAACUCUAUCAGAAACACGCUUGCAAGGAAUAUUUAGAAAAUUGGCCAAAACUUGUGAAAUACUGCGGCUAUAGGGAGGAUAAUAUACCACAAUUGCAAGAUGUAAAUGCAUUCCUGAAACGGACAACUGGAUUUCAACUUCGACCCGUGGCUGGUUAUCUCUCACCGAGAGAUUUUUUAGCUGGUCUUGCUUUUCGUGUAUUCCAUUGUACGCAAUACAUUCGACACUCGUCGGAUCCAUUUUACACGCCUGAACCGGACUGCUGUCACGAAUUGUUAGGACACAUGCCGCUUCUAGCGAAUCCAAGUUUCGCUCAAUUCUCGCAAGAACUUGGACUCGCCUCCCUUGGAGCCUCGGACGAGGACAUCAAUAAAUUGGCAACUCUGUAUUUCUUCACCGUGGAAUUUGGAUUAUGCAAACAGGAUGGCGUGCUUCGUGUUUAUGGGGCAGGGCUAUUGUCCUCUGUCGCGGAAUUAAAACAUGCCGUUUCAGCCCCGGAGAAAACGUUUCGAUUCGAACCGGAUGUAACUUGCAAACAAGAAUGCAUUAUCACUGCGUUCCAAAACGCCUAUUACUAUACGGAUUGUUUCGAGGAAGCGAAGGAGAAAAUGCGAUCGUUUGCUAAUCAAAUACAACGUCCAUUCGGGUUACGUUACAAUCCUUACACACAGUCGGUAGAAGUUCUUACAGACGCUCAGAAGAUUACAGCAGUGGUCAGUGAACUCAGGGGUGAUCUUUGUAUCGUUUCGAAUGCCCUGAGAAAGAUACACGAGCAGGAUGAUACGGUGGACGUUGAAAGGAUAACGAGUCUUUUAACACAAGGUAUCGAGUUACCUCAAGAUACUUCAUCCUCUGAUAGCGAUAUCGACAAAAGUCCUAAUGUCGAAGAUCCUCAGAACCCGGUAGAAGGACAGAAUAAAGAAUAUUCUUCUGAUGGUAACAUGAUCAGUGCGCUAGAUUAAAUAAUGCUUUCUCUAUUAUAGGCGAUUAGA